Molecule: messenger RNA, 285 nt
Organism: Peronospora matthiolae
Lineage: Eukaryota; Oomycota; Peronosporomycetes; Peronosporales; Peronosporaceae
Source: the annotation of a GenBank genome assembly
AUGUAUACUCUACUGGAGCCAGUGGGUCGGUCUCUCCCUCCUCAAAGCGAGCGAAACGCGGAUGGGCAAGGGCUAGGGCGCCAUGUCUCGACAAGCUGCAGCUACGUGGUCCACGUAUCGUCUGAACUUCAAGUAGCUCAAGCGUCGCCUGCGGACAGUCCUCACAAUCGAAAAGCUCACGCCCGCGCAACCAUUUUGGGUACGCUGGUUACGGACCCGCGCAUUGGUUGCGGGCUUCUCCGAGCAGCUGUCGAGGGGCGGAACAGACUGAGUGCGACACGUUGA